AUGCCCCCCAAAGCCGCUCCCCGACGGGGUGCAUCGUCGGCGCCCACACGAAACAACAAUGGCACUGCCUCUGGAGCCAGUGCGACCCCUACUACGUCCGCAAGCCCCGCGCCGGGCAAUACAACACGAGCACCGGUGCAACGAUUACAAUCACUUAAGAAACGGGCACCCUCCGGGAGCAUUGGACCUGGGCCCGGUCCCACCAGCGCAGGAUCUGGAACCGGAGAGCCUUCGAAACCGACACUGAAAUAUAAACCGCGCGCGGUGGGUCGACGCAGCAAGGAAGAACGAGAGGCUAUAGAGAAACUUGAGGCCGAGCGGAAUGCGGAGCGGUUGGCGGAGGCCGCGGCUAUUGCGCGUGGAAAGGCAAAUCUUGCAGCGCGGGGACGGGCAGGAUUCGCUGGCCGUGGGCGGGGCGGCCCGAUGGGACUUGCUGGUGCGGCUGGACCAUUGGGCUCUGGAUUUGCUGGACGAAGGGGUCGCGGUGGUUCGAGAUUCGGUGGUGGUGAUCCUAGGGCUACGUCGAUGUCGCGGAGGAGCAAAUCAAUGACUGCAGGGCCAGGUGGUGGCUAUUCUUCGGAUGAAAGCGACGGGGAUAUUCGGGUCAGCAUUGACAGGAUCAAUUUGGAAAGCGAUGCGGAUGACGACGAUGAGGAUGCGAUGAUCGAGAAGAAGAAAAAGCGCAAGGGGAAGAUGGUUUUGGGAAGUGCGAGGGAGUCAGGUCUUCGCCCGAUUCGCGUUGAGAGACAUGAGCAUGAAGAGCGGGUGGUCAGCGUGAACAUGGAGUCCAGUACAGCCAAGUCUGCUGAACUUCGACAGCAGGCGAAGGAGAAAGCUAAAGAUGAUGCACUGUUUGUGCAGGAUGACGACGAAACGCCUACAGAAGGCGAACCCCAGGUGAAACAGGAGCCUACGGAGAAUGACCAGGCAAUGACAGAUGUCCCACAUGCAGAGGAGCCUGUUACGACAGACGACGGGCUAUUACCUGCACCGAAGGUAAAGGUGCGACGGAAGCUUGGCUCGAGGGAGCCAUCCGUGCCUGUAGCGCCUGCAGUGCAGGACCCAAAGAGUUUGCUACGGACCAAGGAAGAUAUCGAAGAAUACGAUCGACAUGCAGAAGAUCUUGAACUAAUCAAGGAUCUUUUCACCAAAGAGCCUCCUACAAAAGCAACUGAAGCCGCAGAAGGUGCCGAGGCCCCAGAAGGCGCCGAGGCUACGACGGACGACCAGGAUAAGGAAAAGAAAGAAGGUGAAGACGGCGAGGAAGAGCUCCAGGACGAUAAGCUCACAGGCCAGCUCUUCCUGAUGCAGUUCCCUCCCAUCACACCAAACCUCAUUGAACCGAGUGCGGACGGAGCAAACCUUGACAGCGAAGCGACGCCGAUCCCCAAUCCCGCUGCGCCUCAAAGCGCGGGGCAGAACGGGGCAUCGGAAACUCCUGCUCUGAAGCGCGAAGAUGAUGUCGAAGUCCUCGACGGCCAAGAUGAGGACACCGCCACAAACACGCAAUCCAAGGUUGUCACAGCAGCAGACUGGCAGCUCAAGGCGGGGCAGGCCGGCAAGCUCAACGUGCACGCAUCGGGCCGGGUGACAAUGGACUGGGGAGGGAUCAGCUUCGAACUGGACCGCGCAACGGCUGUUGACUUUCUACAAGAAGCGCUGAUAGUGUCGACGCCGCCGAAUGUGACGGAGGAGAUGCCCGACGACGAGCACAAGGUGUGGGCUAUGGGACAGCUAAGCGGCAAGUUCACCGUGACUCCAGACUGGGAGAAGAUACUAUGA
Messenger RNA from Aspergillus mulundensis, 1782 nucleotides. Its product is annotated as putative DNA-directed RNA polymerase III RPC4. Gene Ontology annotation, molecular function: DNA binding. The coding region runs from base 1 to 1782 and encodes 593 amino acids. Gene Ontology annotation, cellular component: RNA polymerase III complex. The transcript has a single exon. The record is from RefSeq and is a predicted model, not a curated record. Gene Ontology annotation, biological process: transcription by RNA polymerase III. Lineage: Eukaryota; Fungi; Ascomycota; Eurotiomycetes; Eurotiales; Aspergillaceae.